Messenger RNA from Pygocentrus nattereri (red-bellied piranha), 1512 nucleotides. RefSeq names its product transmembrane protein 240a (gene tmem240a). Bases 1 to 528 code for a protein of 175 amino acids. The transcript is spliced from 4 exons. The record is from RefSeq and is a predicted model, not a curated record. NCBI's taxonomy places the organism in Eukaryota, Metazoa, Chordata, Actinopteri, Characiformes, Serrasalmidae.
AUGCAUAUGAUCACAACCACCAUGAUUUUUAUGAUCCUCGGUGCUUCUGUUGUAAUGGCGAUAGCGUGUCUGAUGGACAUGAACGCACUGCUGGAUCGCUUCCACAACUACAUCCUCCCGCAUCUACGAGGCGAGGACCGUGUGUGCCACUGCAACUGUGGAAGGCACCAUGUCCAUUAUGUAAUUCCAUAUGACGGGGACCAUUCGUUGGUGGACUCAUCGGAGAACUACUUUGUGAGCGACAGUGUGACAAAGCAGGAGAUGGACCUCAUGCUGGGGCUGUUGCUAGGCUUCUGCAUCAGCUGGCUGCUGCUGUGGCUGGAUGGAGCGUUACACUGCGCUGUGAGGGCCUGGAGGGCCAGCCGCUACUAUGAUACACCGUCCUGGUCCUGGCUCCCUCAGUUCUGUAACCUGCGGGAUCUCCGCAGGCGUGCACAGUUACGACAGCUGGAAGACUCCAGUGGAAACAUGGUGCACAUCAAGCAGAAGCUCUACCAUAACGGCCAUCCCAGCCCCCGUCACCUUUGACUCUCAACAGCAGUACCCUCCCCCCAACUGUCCCAUUACCAAAUGCUGCCUCAGAGACCCUCUUCAACAGUCCCACUGCUGUCAGAUCCACCUUCUUGACUUUCUACGGCCACCCGACACAGUCCAGUAUUUUGAGGAAAAAAUAAAGAAGACUAAAACUCAAGAAGAAAGAAAACGCAACUUUUGUCCACACACCAUGUUUGUGGGGGGGAGGUGGGGGUGGAGGUAAGAUGUUUGGGGGUCUUUUUUUCUGUACAGGCAUUGUCAUUUUUUAAUUGUUAAAUCUAGGCAUGCACUUUUAAAACGGGGUGGGCUAGGCAUUUACAGUGUUUAAAUGGGGCAGUGAGCCUAGGGUGAUUUUCAUUUUUGGUCUUUUUUUUUUUGGGACACAUGUGGGUGGGGCUGACGAGAGAAAGGGUGGGUCAUGGUUUUUGUGACGGCGUAGUUAAAAGAUUACUGCUUGUGUAAAUAGUUAUACAUAUUGUUUUAUGGGACUUAAGUCAACACAGGGUUAGGGGGGUCAUUAGAAAUGAGCUAUAAUUCAUGUGCCAGGAAAACAGGCUAAUGGAGAGUGAAAAAAGUCAUGAAAACAGAAGUGCGACGUGGAUGAAAAUGGAUCUCUGUAAAAUAUUGAUUGAUCAGCUUUGUUACCUAGUGAAAUCAAUGAAUGUAUGUAAUUUUAUCUGUAAAUAAAGGAGAGGGAGGGUGAGACCAGUCGAACGGUCAGUGCUCUUUGUGCUGGACUGAGCGUUUCUGAGUUCAAAAUGAGAGAGAGCCUUCAGCACUUGCCUUGUCUUCCCUUCACUAUGUCCAAUAACCCGUCCAGGUCUGCUUUUAAAUAAGUCCAGAGCCAAACAAGAGCAAACCAGCGUGCCGGCACAGAGAGCCUUGACCCACUUUCCCCUUCCUCUCCAUGUCCAGACAUUGCUGUUGUGAAGAUGAAAUGUCUGUUUUAUUAAAAGUGCCAUUGAAGCACAACAGUGA